Amoebophrya sp. A25 is the source of this 842-nucleotide messenger RNA. The record is from the annotation of a GenBank genome assembly. NCBI's taxonomy places the organism in Eukaryota, Dinophyceae, Syndiniales, Amoebophryaceae.
AGGAGCUGUCGCACAGGCGACGGCUGCAGACACGGUCGGAGCAGAACCCGCCGCUUCCGACGCCGCUCCUCCUGGAGCGCCGCCUCCCGGAGCAGGUGAACAGGUACACUAGAGACUGAUUAGAAUACUGACUGUUACAGCUUGCUAAUAUAGCCAUCAUCUUUGAUGUUUAGGCAUGUACUAAAGGUAAUUGACUUCCAUAGCCAUCUGCUUUGUUUGGACCUACACAAUCUUAUCUAUCUCAACCUUCAGAAUGAGCAGGAAGCAAAACGGGAGAUCCUAGAGCAUGACCUUUGCCGAGACGCCUCUAUAUUCGUGAAGUCGGUGGUGCCGAUUUGGGGUCCAGAACAAGAGAAGUUAGCUAUUUGGCUUCCCGAUGACCAGCAGAAAAUUCAAUCUGACGAGACGGAGGACAAUUAAGGCAGUAGUACUGUUUUUUUUUGCAUGGGGCGAAUGGCCCUACUCACUUAAUGAUCUGAGCCCAAAGAAGACACAGAGCAGACAGAAUUCAUUUGAAUAGAGAUUGUAGCUGUACUUAGUUCUGUCAUCCUUUGGUUGAGUCAACUUGGCUGCAACAUCUCGGUAAAUUUACAAUAAUCAAGAACGGUCUCUUUUCUAUCUUUCUCUGGUCUUUCUUUUUUCUAGGUAGGUCUGCUCCACCACAAUAAUCAAGAAGGAGAUGUUCCACGAAAGUGCUCCACUUGAACGAACUAGAAAAAAAAAAACAAAAAAAAAAGAGAAUGAUGCAAGAACCAAGAAAUAAAUUAUAUUGGACACCUCUUCUAAGAGACGAAAAAAAAGAAGCAGCUUAGAAGGACCUUCCAGAGGAACGACGAGGACCA